Molecule: messenger RNA, 1313 nt
Organism: Durusdinium trenchii
Lineage: Eukaryota; Dinophyceae; Suessiales; Symbiodiniaceae
Source: the annotation of a GenBank genome assembly
CUUCCCCUUUCUCCGCCCUUGGGAACGACAUCAGCUGAGCAGCGCUGCCGCCAUGGCAUACCGUCAGAUCGCUGUCACAACAACGACCGCGUUGACCUUGCUUUGUGCAGUCACGCUACAUGGCUGUGGUGACUGCAGUUUCGGCGAGUCGCGACAGUGCUACCUGGAUGGGCAGACAGAGGCGAAGGAGGAGUGCAAACGACUGGCGAAUGAUGUGGCCCAAGAGGGGCAGAAGGCCUACGAGAAGGGCUAUGAGGACGGCUACAAGAGUGGCUUCAAACAUCGUGGGCACAGCUACACGUGGCUCGUGUGGCUACGUGAUUUGAUUAUGGAAUUCAUGUUUAUCAUUGCGGCGGUCCUGACGAUUGGCCUUCUGAUCGGACACUUCAAAGUGGCCGAUAGCGAGACCGCUGGGGGGUCACGCGGGAUCACCGAGAGCGGAUCUCCGAGAGAUGGUUGGUUGUGUGUGUGGAGUUGGAGGGGUUGAUGUGGAAAACAUUCCAGCGAUUGAGGAAAUUAUCGGAAGAUCCGGAGUGUGUUGCUGAUGUUGCUGUGGAAGGCAGUUUCCGCGAACUGGAUGUUUUGGUUUUAAUUUGGAAGCCAGUUACGAGAACCUCAGGCUUUCGGUCGGUGUGAGACGUGGUUGCUGUGGAUGUGAGGUGAUUGCUGUGGGUUUCACACCCUAAGUGUGACAGAAAUGACUACGCUUUCGCAUGUGUCUCGAAACAGGAUAAACGACUUACAAAACUAUAUGGACAUCCAGUAUUUCCUGAUCAAGAUUUUUUGACCACAUUGUUGAGACAGCCGAUGAGCAUCUCGUUUGCUGGUUGAGUGCAUCCCUUUCAGUUCAAGGACAAAGUUAACUAUAUUGUAUAUAUAGUAUGAUUCUACAAAAACAUACAUUAAGUAUAAUGAUGAACACAAUAGCAAUAUAGUAUUAUAUAAUGUUGACUUGAUUUACUCAAAAAAGAACGUAAAUCCAUUCUGGUAGGACGGAGGGAUUUUAUCAAUAAACAGUCGCCAUUAACCCAUUCUGAUGCAAUCAUUGGAAUCACAUGGAACUGGGUAAUCUCCCUGGUAUUUGGGAUGGUCGAAGUACAAAUAUGUCGGUGUCCUGAACACCUACCCAACGACAUUCAACCCAAUGCCAUGGCCGUAAUGUUCACCAUGGGCCCAGUUUCGUGUCAACCCAAGAUCAAGGAGACCAGAUCCCCUUGUAGCGAACGCAUCGUAACCGUUACGUGGAUGGCAUGUUUCCAAAAAGGAAGACCACUUUCCUUUUCAAAAAGGGGUUUCCAUCCACGGACGGACCC